UGUCUCCUUCACAUCGCCCUCCAGUAACUUAGGUGAGAGUCACCGCGGCGCUACAGCUCUACAGGGACAGCCUCAGACGUGAUCCUUCAGACACAUAGCUCAAAUACUCUGAUAAAAUGGCUGUUCCUCCAUCAUAUGGUGACCUUGGCAAAUCUGCAAAGGACAUUUUUAACAAAGGAUAUGGCUUUGGAUUGGUGAAACUUGAUGUGAAGACCAAGUCAGUCAACGGGGUGGAAUUCAAAACCACUGGUUCAUCAAAUACUGACACAAACAAAGUCAACGGCAACCUGGAAACCAAGUACAAAUGGGCUGAGUAUGGACUCACUUUCACUGAGAAAUGGAACACCGACAACACCCUGGGAACAGAAAUCACAGUCGAAGACCAGAUCACCAAAGGAUUGAAGCUUACCUUUGACACAACUUUUUCACCAAACACUGGCAAGAAGAGUGGAAAGGUGAAGACUGCUUACAAGCGUGAAUAUGUAAAUCUUGGCUGUGAUGUUGACUUUGACUUUGCUGGUCCUACAAUCCAUGGAGCAGCUGUGGUUGGCUAUGAGGGCUGGCUAGCUGGUUACCAGAUGUCAUUUGACAGUGCCAAAUCCAAAAUGACCCAGAACAACUUUGCGAUUGGCUACCAGACUGGCGAUUUCCAGUUGCACACCAAUGUGAAUGAUGGCUCUGAGUUUGGUGGCUCCAUCUACCAAAAAGUGAGUGAUAAACUGGAGACUGCAGUGAGCUUGGCUUGGACCUCAGGCAGCAACAGCACACGCUUUGGCAUUGGUGCCAAGUACCAGCUGGACUCCAGCGCCUCCAUUAGUGCUAAAGUGAACAACGCCAGCCUGGUUGGAGUCGGCUACACCCAAACCCUCAGGCCAGGUGUGAAGCUGACCUUAUCUGCUCUGGUUGACGGGAAGAGCAUUAAUUCUGGUGGCCACAAGCUGGGACUGGGUCUGGAACUGGAGGCAUAACAGGAGGUCACUGGUUCAGUGACUCGGAAAGGGAUUUGUGGAGGAAUUUGGCCUUAUGAAUUUCUGGCUCCAACCAGCAGGGGAAAUCUCAGAGGGAAGAGGAAAAAACAAAGCAGGCACCCACUCCUGUAUUGCAGUUACACAGAAAAUGUCUCAGCUGCAGACCACACCCCUUUUUUGGUUUCUAGACCUUCCGUAAAAACACCUGUUUUAUUUAUUUGGUCUUUUCCCCACUCUGUGAUGUUGCCAUUCUCAUAAAAUACACUUCUUUUGAAAACGGA
Chanos chanos (milkfish) is the source of this 1249-nucleotide messenger RNA. Its product is annotated as voltage-dependent anion-selective channel protein 2. The transcript is spliced from 9 exons. Gene Ontology annotation, cellular component: mitochondrial outer membrane. NCBI's taxonomy places the organism in Eukaryota, Metazoa, Chordata, Actinopteri, Gonorynchiformes, Chanidae. Gene Ontology annotation, molecular function: voltage-gated monoatomic anion channel activity. The coding region runs from base 117 to 968 and encodes 283 amino acids. The record is from RefSeq and is a predicted model, not a curated record. Gene Ontology annotation, biological process: monoatomic anion transmembrane transport.